This is a messenger RNA of Opisthorchis viverrini, 825 nucleotides long. RefSeq lists its product as hypothetical. The record is from RefSeq and is a predicted model, not a curated record. The transcript has a single exon. Bases 1 to 825 code for a protein of 274 amino acids. Lineage: Eukaryota; Metazoa; Platyhelminthes; Trematoda; Opisthorchiida; Opisthorchiidae.
AUGACAGCCCGAGAGUCUUCUAUGUCUGAUAGCAUCAAAUCAAUUAUUGGUGACCUGGUUCGUUGUUGUGGUGAACCUUAUGUCGCAGCACCGGAGGUCACCGAGUUGCUUUACACCCAGCUCUGCUCUUAUGCUGGUCAGCUGAUCAGAGGAUUGCGAAGCCAACGACUUUCGUUGGAGAACAUAUUGUUAGCCGUUCGGAAUGACCCACUGCGGCUUGCAAGAGUGAUGGAUUACUAUCGUGUGCUGGAUAGCGGUUACAGCGAGGACGACACACUCGGUAACCUGGAAGAUGACGAAGAAACCUAUUUGUCUAUGAUCAUGCUAAAAAGGAAUAGCCUAAAACGCCUGAUGGACGUAUCUGCUCAACUCAAGAUCCAAAUCGCGGACGACGAUUGCGAACUCUUGCCCAAACACUACGCACCGUUUGUGGAGGGCAGACGUCUCCGUUUGGAACGCAUUGACAGGAAGAUUUCUCAGCUUUCUGUCGACGAAUACCUAAAGUUCUCAAAAAUGCGGCAGUCCGCUAGUCUGUUGACCUUAGCUAAACCCUCAACGAGACUAGCGUUUUGGCGUUGGAUUUCUGAGCAGUGUCCUGAUGUGGAUACGCCUGUGAACCAGCCGGUGAAGUUCCCAUCUAGUUUGUCAGAGGAAUUGCGUGUGUUGGUCCACGUACUUACUGGUGACCUACUCCAUGUUAUUGAUUUGACACUGUAUUACAGACAAAAACUUGGAAUCGAGCUCUCGUCACCACUUACCCCUGUCGAAUUGAAGCAGGCCGCUCACAUGAAAUCCGUUAAAUUUGCCGCAUCCAAAGUCCCCUAA